Molecule: messenger RNA, 1277 nt
Organism: Sabethes cyaneus
Lineage: Eukaryota; Metazoa; Arthropoda; Insecta; Diptera; Culicidae
Product: transcriptional repressor CTCFL
Exons: 2
Coding region: 27-1127 (366 amino acids)
Source: RefSeq, a predicted model, not a curated record
AAGCUGUAAAUUAUGUUGUUUUAAGAAUGCAGUAUGUUAUGGAUAACGAAGUGAUUUUGAUUGAGGAUGACUGGGAGCAACAGCUGCCAAAGCCACAACCUGUACCGGUUGCUCGUCCAGGUCCGAGUCGUAGACGCCGAGCAAGCAAGCGUUCCAGCAAUGGGACGAUUAUCCCCAGCCAGAGUCUGCCAGCAACGGGAUCUGUGGCUCACGAAAAUGUCCUUGUGCAUGAACUUCCAGCAAUUUCUGACAUAGCGGCACCGGCAGUUAUUGCUACAGAUCAAUUUGAUUCAGUAAUUGUGGACGGACAGGAUGUGUUUAUAAUACAAGAAUUGGACGAAGAAAGUUCUCAGCCACAGCCGCCUGUAUUUGAAGUAGAAUCCGAUGAAGGAUUAGUUGAUUUUAAACCAUCAACUGAAGAAAUUACAUCGUCAAAAGAUGAUUAUUAUGAUGUUGACCCGCUAGAGUUAUCAGAUAUUUGGAACGAUCUCAUUACUGCGAAUCAAGAGAUUCUUAUUCUUCUAGAACUACAGGAUUUAAAACAUCACAUUGUAGAUGCUCGAUGUAUUGAAGAUCAAAUGCAAAAUAUGCUUUGUGAAUAUUGUCCUCGAGUUUUACCGAACAUCCGAACUUGGAACCAGCACAUAAAGAAAGUGCAUUUCCAGACAGAGCAGUUUGAGUGUGAUAGCUGCGACGGCACAUUCAAAUACUUUGCUCGUUAUAGAGACCACAUUUAUGGUCAUGUCGGUGAACGGCCUUAUCAAUGCGAUGAGUGUAACCAUCAGUAUGCCUAUCGUAUAGGUUUUCUGGUGCACAAAAUUUUAGACCACAUUAAAUUAAACGGUGUUUACGUGUGCCCCCAAUGUAGAGUCGACUGUAAGGAUGCCCAAAACUACAAACUACACAUAGCGAAACACAUUGAUUCUGCACCACACACCGCAGCGACGGUCCCGUUGGAUGGUACACGGGCAUCGUCCCAGCGAAACAGUCAAACUAGAGCGCCAGUAUUGCAUUCGCAAGCUAACGAGCGAAACAAAUUCCUCAAUGCGUAUGAGAGUUUUUCUAAAGAACUAAAAAAGGGCUUUCAACCCGUGGAAAAGCCCGGUAAACCCGGUAAACGAAAAUAGCUUUUAAGGGUUAGUCAUUUUGUUCAACUUUCCACAAAAAUUUCGUAUAAUCUCUCAACCUCAAUUCUUCAAAGCGAGAUCAUUUAGAGGUUUUCACACCAAAAUUUGUUCGUUUGCAAAACAGUACGUUGUAAAUAUACGACAAAUCGC